Aspergillus neoniger CBS 115656 is the source of this 432-nucleotide messenger RNA. RefSeq lists its product as uncharacterized. Lineage: Eukaryota; Fungi; Ascomycota; Eurotiomycetes; Eurotiales; Aspergillaceae. The coding region runs from base 1 to 432 and encodes 143 amino acids. The transcript has 4 exons. The record is from RefSeq and is a predicted model, not a curated record.
AUGCUGGGAAGGGGCCGAUUAGAUAAGAGCGCGGACCAGAUGUAUGACGUCAAGGAUGUUCCUGCGGCAAACACGAGAAGGGCCGGGCACGAAUCGGGAGGCCGGGUGAUGGUAGAGAACCAUGGCCGUGAAAGAGUGGUGACGCCAGCGGGACGAGCGGAUCGCCAAACCUUGAUCACAAUUGAUUUCAUGACUGUCCCUUAUGGUCAGGCAUCGCGAUACGCGUUAGAUGGCAUGCAUCUUGAGGGUAAAUCAUUACACACCUCCCUGUCCGGACGUCCCGAGUUCGGCUUACCAAGUUACCCUCCUGUCAGAAAUAAGCUUCGUGGACCAGCCCAUCCAGCGUUGCAUGCAUGUGCCCUCCUUCACGUCAUUGCGAUCCUUGCUGUCAUGACCUUCCGCUGCUCCCGAUGCAGCCAGUCCUACCAGUAA